GGCCUGGUGAAGCUAUUUGAGUAAAAAAGAUUGUCAAUUAACUCAUCGAUUCAUCUCACUCGGCAUUGCAUCUUGACUUCAAUGAAACAAACAUGGCGUCCGCGACAUCCAGCGCAAUCUCAAGAUCCCAGGAAUACUUAAGCUUUCGGAGUACUGUUCCUUUAAGAAGGGUAGGUUUCUAAAGCUUGUAUUUCGUUUUUUUGGCUAAUAACGAGGCUUUUAUUAAAACUGAUGUCUUCAUUUCUUGCGGAAGUCAUCACACUAGGCACGUGGAAGCUUGUUUGUGCGCGCAAGAACAGCCCAUCAAUCGAAAACAAAAUAAUAAUCACUUUAUGUCAUAUUGUCUGUGUGCUGUUAUCAGUAUGAUUUAAAAUAUCAAGUAAGUGUUUAAUCUGAAUGUGUGCUAUUGCUAUGUUAUUAUUGCGGAAAGGCCUCUGUAAUGUAAUUGUCAUUAUUAAUUAGCUGAGCCAGCUAGUGAAAGUGCUUUCAGUAAAUCAUUAUUUAAUUAUUAUUAUUAUUAAUCUUAACUUUUCUUGUGUUUGAAGUGCUUGAUUGCUCAGUAUAAUAGUAAAAUAUCAGUCAACGACACUUGCAGACCCAUGGGAAAGUACUAGUGGUGAAACAAAACAAAAGACAACAAUAAGAAAUGGACUCAAGCAAAACUGACCUAUGACAUUUAGAGUCUUCAUAAGCAAUAACGUCAUGACCUGUAUUAACUUGUUAACCAGUGACGUCAACAACCAGACUUUGAUACCAUCAACUGAUGUGAUACAAUUCACUUUGACUCUGAAGAUGACUAUACUGCGCAGGUUGUCAAAAUGUCAGUCACUGACAACAAAAAUCCUAUUCAGGACUACGCUGAAGUGGACUUAGCUGUUGUCAAUAGUGCAUCACCAUAGAGCUGGAAAGUCCUAGCACAGAACACACUCUUUGCUGACUUUUAGCACAUCAUUGUCUCUUUUUGUCUAAUCAAAGCCAAAAAUUAAAGGCUUAUAACAACAACAACAAAACUAAUUCAUCGUUCACGCAUGACUUCACAUAUUCCAAGUCCAUUACUGUCCAAAUCUGCUUAUAGCUUUUCCCCAUACCAGAGAAGAUUUCUGGUGGAAAUAUUUUUACCUGAGUAUUUUGCUUGCUUUGUUGUUUAAGAUCACAAACAUUUAUGUCCUUAUCUCAAUUCACUGUAAAGGAAAUUUUAUGAACAUGCAUGUAGCUCUAUAAAAUAAUUCUAAAAGCCAAUGUCAAAGAUAGGCCUUAUAGAGACUUACUAGCCUGAUUGGCUAGCAAGUAAAUUGUGUUUUGCUAGCCUCAUGAAAGUUUCCACUGUGAGAUUUUCAAUCUCUGCUGGUUGAGUUCGCAAGAUAAACAUGUCGCCAUUUUUUCAUUUAUUAUGCAUACUGCAGAUUGUGGUUGACAGUUCUGAUGACAAGGAAUGGUUGAUAUAUGAUGCCGGACCUCGUGGUGUACGCUGUCCACUUAUUUGUUUACCUCCAGCCAGUGGCACAGCUGAUGUGUUUUUCAAACAAGUUCUUACCCUGUCCAGCCUUGGAUAUAGAGUCAUAUCUGUGAGUGUCAUAUGUUGUUGAUAAGAAGUCAUGCCUUUGCAAGACUGUGAUCCUUGUAUUCCCUGGUGGAUACCCCUAGAAAAUUCUGAUGGGGGUGUGAAGUAUGCUUCUUGAAACCACGACCCUUUAUAAGACCAAAGUAUGUGGUUUUUGUUUCUCCAUUUCACAUCUCAAACAUUUUUUUCAAGAAGAAAGUGAUUGUAAAAGCUUAUAUAUCCCAAUGAUGUCAGAUCCGGGACAAAAUAUUACCCUUUUUCAGUUCCAAACAGUUAAAAUCUGGACCUAAUUUCAAACCAAGAAGGGUCAUAUACCAUACCCUUUGGUACCUCCCCCUCCUUAGGUUGUGAUCCAUCACUGUGUUGAGAGAAUUAAUGGUGGUGCUUCACAACUCAUGCAAGAAUGAAGAAAUAUUUUUUAAAAAAAGCCCAGAUUAGAGUAACUCUUAAAAAGGCUAUAGCUGCAGCUUAAAUUGCCCGUUUCUGUCUGAAGAAGUACCGAAAAAGAACCAAAACUACCCAAAACAUUGUUGGAGCAAUUUAGGUUCCUGGGAAACUGUCCACCUACCCCUCACCUAAUCUUCACAUUAACACUUACUUCUCACUUAGGGCAAAAUGUUGGCUUAGGGGAGGGGUAGGUGAUCAGUUUCCCAGAAGCCUAAAUUGAUCCACAUUGUUUACAACUAAAGUGCCAGGCUAAUGCAUCUGUUGCUGAUGCAAAAUCACAGCUUUCGAAUAGUGGAGAAGGCAAAAUUUAGAGUUUUGGAGUUUAAAGUGACACCUUUCACUUUCUUCCCUCUUUUCUUGCAUAAAAUAAUUAAUUUUUUUUGAAAAAAAUGUUCUCAUUGGCAAAGUAAAAGCAUACAGUUUAAAAUAUACAGUCAACUCUCUCUAAGACAGACACCUUUGGGACUGGCACUAAGUGUCGGUCUUAGAGAGGUGUCCGUCUUAUAGAGAGUCAAAUAAAAAGAGUAAAGAAAGGCAGGGACCAACUCUAGGUGUCCAUUUUACAGAGGUGUCCUUCUUAUAGAAGUGUCCGUGAAGAGAGAGUUGUCUGUAAGUGAAAAUGUCAAUACAGCUCUUGAAGAAAUAAUUAACAAAUAAAUUGAUACAAAAUAUUAUUAUAACAUGUUAAUGCACAAACAGUUGUAAUAUUACGAUGAGAAGAUUUGACUAUAUAAACCAUGUGUUUUUUGGAGAAGAAUUUUUGGAGUCUUUUGGAGUAUCAAAAUCUAGAUCUACAUGUAUGUUAUUUCUAUUAACCUGACAGAAUUUUGAAGCUACAGAAUUGUGUUGCUGGUGAAUUUGUUUGGUCUAUUUUGUUGUGUUCAGGUUGAGUAUCCUGUAUACUGGACUUACUCAGAAUGGACUGAAGGUUUUAAGAGACUGUUGGAUUUUUUGCACCUUGAUGAGGUUAGUACUGAGCCUAACAUUAAGAAAACGUGCUCUAUAAGACUGUCAGGCUCUUGUUUUUAUCAGCUCUUGCUUUCUGUGAGCCUUGAAUUUCUUAAUUUUAAGGUUAAGUCAACAUUACUUCCAGGUGCAGAUCCACACUGAUUUUCACCAUUUUACAGAAAUCAGUCAGCUGUUUCAUAAUAAACAUAUUUUUAAUAAUAAUGGAACUUUCCAAGUUGAAAUCUGGAAAAUGGUCAGGACAAAAUAAUGUUUUCUUUCUCCAAUUUCCGGUCAUUAGAUGCCCCUCGAUGAAUCAGAAAUCCGGGAAAGGGAACUUUAGGGAAUUAAAAUCCAAAAAAAUUCACAGGGGUGCAUGCCCUCAGGGUCCCCUAGAGGCUUGUUCCCUCGUUUAGGAAAUCAGUCAGUAUUUAUCCUAGAUCCAUGCCUGACUACCUUGGCUGAUAAAGAAUAGGUCAACACAGAGCUCACUUCAUGUGAUUUUAUUUUUCUUAUGUUUAUGUUCCAUGGUCCCCAGACUAGUCUACUGUUAUUUCUUUAUUUUUCUAUUGGUUAUUUUGAGACUGGGUCAGUGUUGUGUCCAGUCACACUAUAUGGUUAGUGUUUUGGGGGAUGAAUUUGAACCCAUUUUCACUUGCAGCAUCAUAGUAGCCAAUAGAGAAAUAUUAUAAAGACUCUAAAUAAACAGUGUCAUAAAGCACUUAAGCAUGACACUGAACCAACUCAUGUGCAACCUCAAAAAUAGCCAAAUGUUACCUAGCCUCCCUCGCAGGCAUUUUUAGGGGAGCUCAUUUUUCAUCCCUCCCCACAAAUGCCUGCUCAACCAAAGACAACAUUCCUUUCCAAGCUUAGCCAAUCACAUUGUACUUUCUACAUUCUGGAAAGUUGACCUUGAAAGCAAGGUAAUCUGAUAAUGACUCGAUCUGCAUGAAACACUGGGAAAGCUUUCUGACCUCUAAUGAAUGUUAGAUUCAGAGUGGCAAAAAUAAGGUUUAUUCAAAUUUUAGAAUACUCCAUGCACUGCAUAACCUUAGCGAAGGAAAGAAAAGAAUGAAAACGGUAACUCUAGGGUCAUGUUUUAGUCGUUUUUAGCCUGUCAACACUUUAUUGCCCAACUGUUGAUUGGUCACUUACCACGUAAAUAAAACAAUGGGAAAGGAAUGUUGUUUUCAGUUGAGCAGCCGUUUGUGGGGAGGGAUGAAGAACGAACUUCCCUAAAAACACCUGCGUGGGAAGCUAAAUGUUACCAAGCCUCCGUUUCUUUCAGCCACCCCUUUCAAUUCCCUUCCACAAUUCUUCUAGGUCACAGUUGUUCCAAAGGUUUUUAAUGCCAUCUAUCGGACAAAUCUCUAUCCAGUGGAUAAUGCAAUAGGUUUUCUUGAUACUUAUCUGCUGGAUAGCGAUUUUUCUGACAGAUAGUACACUCUAACAUUUCAACAACUGGGGCCAGGUUAACAAAUCUUGAAACAUACAUAACACUCAUAAAACUAAUUUUUUGUUUUAGGUCCAUCUGUUUGGAGCUUCUCUUGGUGGUUUUCUUGCUCAGAAAUUUGCAGAAAUGACCCACAAAAGUCCCAGAGUUCAUUCCCUAAUACUUUGUAAUGCUUUUGCCGAUACAUCAGUAUUUCAGCAAACUGCAACUGCAUCUACGUAAGUCAAUACAUUUUUAUCUUAAGUCAAAUGUAACAAGAAAAAUAGAAAGAUCAAUAGGCAUGAAUUUCAACUGGCUUGCCUACAGGAGAGAAGUGAAGCAGUAGACUACAGAGCUAGAGGUCAUAGAUUAUAUUUCCAGUGCAUGUACCAGGUUCUCAAAAUAACUGAGAAGUGAGGAAUCCUCCUCUGCUGUGCUAAUAGGCCACUUGCACUAAGAGGUCACGUGACCAAUGCUUCCUUUAAACAAUGAGUUGGAAUCUUGCUGAUGCCAAAACUUGACAGAGCACAUAAAAAUUAGCGUACACCCGAAAUUUGAGAGGAAACGCAUUUAAGGGAGAUAUUUUAUGGCACGUUGAUUUUUCAACAAAGUAGUAUGAUUUGUAUUGGCCGCCAUGUUGGAGGGCAUACUCUUGCCCUCCAACAUGGCGGCCAAAACUACUUUUUCCUUAUAUCUUGUUAAACGUUUGAUAGUUACGGUCAGAUGUGCUGUAAACGUUACCACAUCAUUUUUUCAACAUCUUCCUUGAAGUUUAAGUGCAAAGCUUGUGUUCAGAAAGAAGUAAUUCAUAAUUUUAAAAAUCACAUUUUGGUCACGUGACCAACUACGAACUUACUCAUUUUAAGAAAAUGGUGCGGGUUUGAAAAACCAAAUCACUAUUAUUCUGUUUAAGAUAUGACCCACUAAUCGUUUUUUGAAGGCAACAUCAUAUAGCUUUCAUUUUCAUAAAACUAUGUCACGUGACCUCUUAAUGCAAAUGGCCUAUUAACAGUUGGACCUUGGUGUGGUUCUCUUGACCAUGCACACAGAAGGGGUACUGCAAUAUAUGGGUUAUAUAGGGUUUCAAGCAGUUUAAGCCGGGAUAGGGUAUAUAAAUCAGAGAGUGUGUUGGGUCUAGAAUAAGGUGUCAUAUUCCAGGAAACUGAUCAACUGGUUGAAGAUUUUAGUCUAGACUAGGGAAACUGGGAAUUGCCACUUAAAAUUAAUAUAUAAGAAAUCAAAUAGAUUUUGUUUUGGCUGGACUGUGCUAGUAACCUCAGUAGUUUCUGGAAAACAGUUACUCUAGGAUAGGGGGGAUUUGGAGAGUUCAGUCUAGUAUAGUGUAGCAAAAUUCAGCAGAACUAGCUCUGGUAUAGGCUGAGGGUUCCAGGGUCCCAGUAACAUCAUAUCCCCACCCCAAAAUUCCUAAAGUACCUCUCCCCCCCCCCCGAGAGUUCCUUACUCCAGAAACAUACAAACCACUGUGUCCUCAGUAAUUGAGGACACUCUAGUAUCUAUUGGUAUUCUGUGCUAUAUUCAUUGACACUUCUUUAGAAUUCUAUGUAUUUUUUUUUUGUGCUUUUGAAUAGGUUCUGGGUGAUGCCUGCUUUUGUUUUAAAGAAAAUGAUAAUGAACAAUUUCACAACACAAGAGGUUGAUGAAGACAUUGCUGACUCAAUUGAUUUCAUGGUGGAGAGAGUGAGUGAAUCAUUUGUUUUUACGUCAAUUUACAGCAGCUUCAAUAGAAAUGUAACUUAUUUUAAAAAUCAAGAAUUGUAGCUCCUGUUUUAUAGACCAUUUUACAGUUGUGAGCUCAGUAUCCUAGCCCUUGGCGGAACGUAUGGCUGAAGUUGACCUUGUUUUGAUACAACCUCAUUCCUUUUCUUAUGGAAAUUAUGCUUAGAAAAUACCACUUGGCAUAAGAACAACAUAAUUCACAUAAUAAAGCAGGAGGGGUCGGACAACUCCAGCCUCGUUUCCACCUGUGACUAAAAAAUGGUCUAUUUGUAGAUUUUUAGAUUUGUAUAAAUUUUAAAAUUGUUAGGGAAUUGUAGAAUAAUUUAUAUGCACAUGUUUUCUUCGCUAUUAUUUUUGUUUAGUACUAUAGACGUCUUGACUAUUUGUCUAUUCCCUUAGUGUCCUCAAUUAGCUUGUAUAAAAUAGCUAAACACAUCAUCACUUAAAUAAAGUUGUUAUGGUAUGCUAUCUGUUUUUUUUUUUAGUCAAUUGCAUAUGGCCAUCAAUUCCCCCCCACCCCUACCGAUCCUGAUUUUUGUGCUUUUUUGUUAUCCAAAGUAACUGGUUGACCAUACCCCAAAGUGGUUGAAACAUGCAGAAAUGAUAACAGGCUCGAAUUAUGUCCACAAGUAAUUCUUUUAUGAAAGAGGAAAUACUCUCCAGUUGGCUUGAUUAGCUUAAUGGAUAGAGCAUUGUGUCUGGUCUUAGUAAAGGUUAGGGUGCGUUUCCCAGUCAAGCCUGAAUUCUUUUAGGUUCUUUUUCAACCGCUUAGGUUGUUUAUUCGACCGCAAGGAUCAUUACCACUUUCUUAUCUUUAUUCACAGUUCAAAAUAUCAUAUAGACCUAUUUCAAAAAAGGUUGUCGGAGAGAUUGGGGAAUGGUAAUUGUCGAAAAAAGAUUGUACGACUGAAAGGAUCUGUAGGUUUUGAAUAUUGAUGGUAAAAAAUCAUCUAUCUAAGCUAGUCAACGAUGCCAGCUCCAUUUAGUGAAGACCUUCGAUAGCAGGUUAUUUCGUUUGUCCAUGUUCUUCAGCAUUCAGUUGCAGAGGCUUCAUUUUUCUUGGGCAUUUCUGAAAGAACAGUUGAGCGCCAUAUUUCUAAAUUUCUUGUGACUGGCAAAGUAAAGUCGGAGACAAUAGGCCGUUCAUACGAGGAAACAAGGAACAUCUCUCAAUUGAAAAAAUCAUGAUUUUCUUUUGUCUUCGGGGUCAAGGACCCUCAGACAAAUGUUCAUAGUUGGUGUAUUCAUUUUCACGCAAGGUGAACGCAACUUAUGGUGGUAGCAUAUGCUGGUACCUUGGUAGAAAUUACAAGGGACUAUGCAGAAUAUCAUCCCAUGCACUUUCAUUGGUCAAUUUGAGGUCACAUGACAUCUAUAAACAAACCUUUUUCACACCAAAAUACCUUGAGUGGGCAGCAUUGCAAAAUCUAUAACAUCAGAGGCUAACAGUGCUCUGUUACACACAAAUUUUUACGGGUUAUAUAACAAAAUUACUUAAAAUAAUGACUGUUCUCGGGAAGCUUGGCUUUUCUGUGAAAGUAACUGGGUUUCAUGAAUUUAGUAGCCAGGGAAAUCUCCAGUUCCCAGUGUCUUAGUGACAGACCUGAACUAAAACAUUAUAAAUCUUGAGUUUGCCUUUUGUUAAGUAGAAUAUUAUAGUACUGAGUAUAUUGCAAGUUGUUGUUCCUUUUGGCUGACCUUAUAAUUUGGUUUCUAAUAAUAGCUUGAAAGCUUGGGAAGAAACGAGCUGGCUUCACGACUGACUCUAAACUGUUUGGACUCUUAUGUUGAGCCACAAAAGCUGCAUGGCAUUCCUACAACCCUUAUUGAUGUAAGUUCAUAGUUUAUAGUAGUGCAUAGUUUAUUUGGGGGGAAGGGCAGGGUUCUAUGUCGGGUAUUUGAGGGGUAGAAGCUUCCCCCGCAAAAUGCCCAGCUUCCCCCCCAAAAAAUUAAUAUUGUUGUCAUUACAGUGUUAAGUCACUGCAGGUCACUGCACACACUGUAAUACUUCUCAAAAUUGUGUAUCAAAAUGCACCAAAUUGCAUCUCAGCACGUAUUCAUUUCAAAAAUUUUGGGAAAGGGGCAUGUUCCUAGACCACCCUAGGAAGCUCGUGGCCUUCUGCCACUCGGGACUUCUCCCUCAAACGAUAAAUCCUAGAUAGAACCCUGAAGGGAGGGGGGGAAGAGUUCCAAAGAAAGUUCUAUAGAGGCAGUCUCCCCCCCAAGGUCUAAUCCCUUUCCCUUUUAUAUACUAUUUUUGACAUAAAAGGUACCCCUUUCCUUUACAAAGACCCUCUGUCUAUUGACAAAUGGUACCCCUUUCACAUACCUAGUUUAGAAUGUUGACUCCCUUUUAACAGCUUUAACCCAUUCACUCCUGGAUAUUUUGCCGAAAAACGCGUUUUGAAGCUAGUCGAGUGGUUUUCUGGUCACUGUCGUGCUAUAAAGAGCUAAAACUUACCACAAACCGGUUUACAGGUCGUACACUUGGCGGCCUUCUGAUCCAGAUGCAAAAUAUCAGCUUGCGAAGUUCGGGCAUGCGCAGAAAGCAAAAUUUCUCUCCUCCCUUCUUUUUUCGCUUUUCUUGCCUCACUUUUUUUUUCUCUUGCUGGGCAUUUAGUAGGCUUCAUUUUGGUGGGAAGAGUUUUUAGGAAAGCUUUUAGGAUCUUAGGAUUAGGUGAAAGGAAAGGUAGGUGGGUAAUGGAACAAGAUUUUCAUGGAGAUUUUCAGGUCCUUGUCACGUGGCUUUUUGCUUCUUUCUCCGGUAUCCUUGACUGAAUUGUGCUCAUUCUGGUAUGGUUUGAAAGAUCUCUUCACUCUGCACAAGUUAGCGAAGAAAGUUGUCCUUGACCGUUAAAACUGAUGACGUCACAAAGGGUAGAAAGGACCUGGAUCCGCACGGGCGGUUACGGGCGGUUCAGGGGCGAAUGGGUUAAGGGCACUGUCUUUAAAGAAUGAAAAAAAAAUCACAAAACCAGGAAAUGUUUUUGACUUUUUAACUGCCAUAAAUUCUUUCAUUAGCCCUUUUAGGUCUUUUUACAGGCCCAAAUGACAUAUUUCCCUACCCUUUUAUAUACUUCAACUAGUCAAAUCCCUACCCUUUCAUAAUAACUGUCAGGCCUGAAAAAGGCACCCCUUUUGGGCCGAGCCUCCUAAUACAAACCAUUAUAGGGAGUGCCCCCCCCCCCCCCACCAGGGAAUAAAGCCACCGAAGGGGGCAAUAGAACUGUUUUACAUUUAAAGAACACGACAAAUGUUUACAAUCUUCCAACAUCCUAAGUGAGCUCAUUACAAUCUAUUUGUCACCGUUUGUAACAUUUCAGAGAGAAAUGAUUAGUAAUGCAUUUAUUAGGUUUUUGAUGACUGCGCGCUGUCACAGCCAGUCAAGGAUGAACUGUACAAGUGUUACCCAGAUGCUAAGAGAGCUCAUUUAAAGAAGGGCGGCAACUUCCCAUAUAUUUGCAGGAGUGCAGAUGUGAAUCUCUAUCUUCAGGUAGGUCUUUUGUUGGCAAAUUUUUCUUUUGUUACAAAGCGAUAAAUUAAGCGAAAGAUGGCACCAGUCAUUUGAUAAGAGAUUAAUUGAUUGGAUUUUAAAUUACUGGUAAAUAUCCGGUAUUUAUUUUCAAAUUCGGUCAGGUUAAUCGAUUUUGGAAGGUUUAUCAUACACUAAUCCGGUUGCAAUCCUGUCAAUUGGGUCACCCGGAGGACUUUUUUUUUCUGUAGUCAACAAACAACAGACACUCGUAAGUGUUUAACUCGUUUGUUGGAUGAAAGUUCAGUCGCUACGUUAAUGCCCACGGUUCUUUAAGUGAAUAUCCAAGUGAGAGUUUAAAGGAAAGCUUUUUUUGUCAACGUUUGGGUUUGAUAGAUUCGUACUUGUUUGGCCGGUAAUUUUUAGUUGAACGUUUGCCUGUGUAAAGACCCGCCCUUUUCUGAAAGGGAAGAGUGGUUGUACACUGUAAUUUUAUGCGUCUCUGUAGAUCCACCUUCGACAGUUUCUUGGAAAACGCUUCAGUGCCAUGGAUCCCAAAUUUAUGACUGAAGAAGAUAUGAUGUCGUGUGGUCUGUUGCCAUCUGCCGAGCCGCCGUCUGUUAUGUCUUCAGACGAGGAAGAAGAUGAAUGAUGUUUCAAUUUGAAUUAUAUUUUAUAGAUAAAGAGAUAGGUUUUCUAAUUACUGUGUCAGGACCAAAGCCUGGGGGGAGGGGGAGGGGGUACUCCCUAUAAAGGCCUAUACGGGGAGGCUCCGCCCGAAAGGGGUACCUUUUUUAGGCUUCAGGUGUAUGAAAGGAUAGGAUUUCACUAGUUGAAGUUUUUGAAAGAGUAGGGAAAUCUGUGAUUGCGGUCUGUGACGGACCUAAAGGGCCGGGCUAACUGCCGCAUUUUUGGCUGUAAAAAUGGUUUAGUGAUUUAUUCAUACAUAGUACUUACAAGGGAUGCAGCGUUCUAAAGUAAAACUAGUAUUUGAAAGGGGUACCGUUUGUCAAUGAAAGGUACAUGUAAGGGGUGCCUUUUUGCACCUUUUUGGUAUAUAUGUUGCGGUUCAAUUUUAUCCUCGGAUUAAAUUUCGUUCUCUUUUGCUUUUGUA
Messenger RNA from Porites lobata, 10708 nucleotides. The record is from the annotation of a GenBank genome assembly. Lineage: Eukaryota; Metazoa; Cnidaria; Anthozoa; Scleractinia; Poritidae.